UCCUGCGGGCAAGGAACGGGCGUAACGCUUGAAGCCGCUGUGUUCUCUUCUUCACACUUUCCUCGCCGCUGCUCCCGCAGGCCGCAGUCAUGCGCAUCUUCCUUCUGUCAGGGCAGAGCAACAUGGCCGGCCGCGGCGGCGUGCACCAGCGGCGGUGGGAUGGGGUCGUGCCGCCGGAGUGCGCGCCGGACCCCUCCAUCCUCCGUCUCUCCGCCUCGCUCGCAUGGGAGGAGGCCCACGAGCCGCUGCACGCCGACAUCGACACGACCAAGACCUGCGGCGUCGGCCCCGGGAUGGCCUUCGCCCGCGCCAUUCUCCCGGAGCUGCAGCCCCCAGGCACCGCCGGGGUAGGGCUCGUACCGUGCGCCGUUGGCGGCACGGCCAUCCGGGAGUGGGCCCGCGGGGAGCACCUGUACGAGCAGAUGGUGCGGCGCGCGCGCGCCGCGACCGAGUGCGGAGAGAUCGAGGCCGUGCUGUGGUACCAGGGGGAGAGCGAUGCAGAGUCCGAUGCCGAAACGGCGGCAUACCAGGGGAACGUGGAGAGGCUGAUAGCAAAUAUCAGGGCAGAUCUUGGGAUGCCGCAUCUACCAUUCAUUCAGGUUGCUCUCGCAUCUGGGAAUAAAAGAAACAUCGAAAAAGUGAGGGAGGCUCAGCUUAGCAUUAACUUGCUGAAUGUUGUAACUGUGGAUGCAAUGGGUCUGCCCUUGAACGAAGAUAAUUUGCAUCUUACCACUGAAGCACAAGUAAAGCUUGGAGAAAGUCUUGCACAAGCCUACAUCAGUAACUUUUUACAAGCAACCUGCUAGGAGACCCAAAAAUGUCAUGAUAGGUAGAAUGUCAGACCCAAAAACCUGCUUGGUACUCCCUCCGAUCCAUCUUAAUUGUCGCAGAUUUAGUAUAACUUUAGUACAACUUAGUACUAAAUCUGCGACAAUUAAUAUGGAUCGGAGGGAGUAACAAUUUUAUUAUGAUAGUCUGUUCAUUCUUUAUUAUUAUCUACCUAUAAACUCUAUAAGAGGGUCGUCACUUGUCUUUCUGUAGGUGAAAUUCUUCAUUGUUUUGUUAGUUGUACCCUCUUUGUGUUUCUUCUUGUAUAUAUAUCGUGAAAGUUUCAGCAUUCAUAGUGCAUAAACUUACCUAUCUCUUGUAUCUGAAUUAAAACAAUAUAGUGUACAUGAUAAUAGCAUUUUUAUUUCAAACUGGAA
Molecule: messenger RNA, 1205 nt
Organism: Hordeum vulgare subsp. vulgare (domesticated barley)
Lineage: Eukaryota; Viridiplantae; Streptophyta; Magnoliopsida; Poales; Poaceae
Product: probable carbohydrate esterase At4g34215
Exons: 2
Coding region: 90-806 (238 amino acids)
Source: RefSeq, a predicted model, not a curated record